Messenger RNA from Sphenostylis stenocarpa, 567 nucleotides. The record is from the annotation of a GenBank genome assembly. Lineage: Eukaryota; Viridiplantae; Streptophyta; Magnoliopsida; Fabales; Fabaceae.
AUGACUAAACCAGUUGCAGCUUCUUUCUUGGUUCUGAUGUUGGCUUUUCCCACUGUAUUUGGAGUUGACUAUGAUGUUGGUGACAGCAGUGGAUGGAUUACACAGUUUAAUUACGACAACUGGGCCUCUGGGAAAACUUUCAGAGUUGGUGACAAUUUGGUGUUCAAGUAUGACUCGAGCCAUGAAGUGGAUGAGGUUGAUGAGAGUAGCUACAACAGCUGCAGUUCAAGCAACACCAUCAAGAAUUACAAUGAUGGAAACAGCAAAGUUGCAUUGACUGCAACCGGGAAAAGGUUCUUCCUGUGCCCCAGGACAGGGCACUGUGCUGGAGGCAUGAAGUUGCAGAUCAAUGUGGUGGCUGCCAGCACCACCACCCCUUCAAGUGGCACCACCCCUCCAACCACCACCACCCCAUCAACCCCUUCUUCUCCUCCCUCUGGGUCAGGCUCCCCUCCAACCUCCAACACCACCUCACCAUCACCAAAACCUAAUGGAGCAGUUGGGGCUUCCAGUGGCAUUGGUCUUCUGGUGGCUGCUUCAGCACUUGUGCUUGCUUUCAUGGGCUAG